AUGCAUGCGUUUCGGUCAUCCAAGUCGUCUGCGCAUCUGCAUCCGACAUUCACACUCCCGCCUGACGCACUAUCACAUCCAUACGCUGUUUUCGCUAUUCGAAAGGUAGAUGUCGAAUCAGCGCUCCCAAAAGAUAUUCCUCUCAACGCAGUCUUACACUUCAUCCCCAAGCUCAGGGAAUGUGUGCUCCCUGUUCCAUUUAUUGGUGGCCUACCUAAAUCCCUCGCUACAGUAGCUCUACGCGCACCCUACGUCGGUAUCAAUAUCGAAUCAAGAGACAUAUCCGCACUUGGUCUUAAGUGGGUAAUGAAGAGGUUGCUUCAAGCUGCCGGACGCGUCCAUCCCAGGACACUCUUCCUCACCCAACCUUCCGUCGGCGUGGCAGUGACCAUCUAUCGCACGUGGAUGGCGCUCGAACUGCCCGCCGCUGGCGUCAAAAACCUAGUCACACACAUCCUUACGCGUCUCAUGAUGGGACCACCCGUGGCCAUCUGGGAGAUGAACCUUAUUUGGGCAUCGUUCCCUCACGACUCCGACAUCAUACGCGAAAUGGGCAUGAACUCACUCCGUUCACACCUCAACUUCAAUCAGUCGCCUUCAGACACCGCAGCCCUAACCGACUGGUACAAUGUCGACAGUGCACGCCGCAACUUCUCCCACUCGAUUGGACGCUAUUUCCCAGGCAUUUGCUUGGAUAGAGAGCAAGCAGUCAGGGAAAGGAUCAAUAACCUUUAUCUCAAGACAAAGCAAAAAGAAAUAGCUGAAGCCGCACGGCACGACAAAGGCAAAAGGCAAGAAGAGCAGAAGACGCGAGGUACAGCAGAGAAGGUGAAGAAUUUGCUCAAUCAGGACGGAACAAGGGAGGCCAGUCCGGACGAGAAACGUAAGAGGCGAAAAGAGUAUUGCAAGGCUUUGGAGUCACGUUUGAGACGGGCACGAUCCGAUGACAGUAUUCGCUCUGUCGAGACGGCGAUUUGGGAUCCUAAAGGGUCGACGGAGACAGCCCGCCCGUCAAAACAGAAGCCACUCAGCCUGUCUACUCAGUGUGCUUUGCUCGCUCAAGCUGAGAGAAAUCACGAGGCAGCUGUGAGUCGCGGAAGACUGUGGAAGAGGACAGAUUCAGCCUCAAUCCUUACGGCAGAAAAUCUUACCGAACUCAACAAGAUGAAUCCAUCAAAACCUCGAAAUGUAAAUGAAACAAUAAAGAGACGUCCCAUAGCACCACCUAGAAGCCUAUUUUUGGCCAGUUCGUCUUCGUCAUUCAGCACCGCAAAAGGAGAGCAAGAUAGCGACUCCACACUAUCAAGUGCUCGCGAUCGAAUCAGGCGACGGAAAGGCAAGACUUUAUGUAAACAGUCUGGACGCGAGGGACUGGAAGACGCUAGGCGGGAGAUUGAGGAUAGUGAAAAGCUAUUUCAGCAGGUGUCGGGGCGGGCACUACAGCCGGUACGGGAUACCAAUGUGCAAAAUCCAAGGCGAGGAGUUAGACUGGUCCUUCCAACCACGGAUAGUGGCGUCGAAGAUGUUGUCGCUGGGAGGGCGAGUGCGGAUGUUGAGGGAACAGCGAGCGAUCUCGAAAACUCGCAUAUGGGAUCUUGGAGUGGGUCGGCGUGA
Plenodomus lingam JN3 is the source of this 1614-nucleotide messenger RNA. RefSeq lists its product as uncharacterized. NCBI's taxonomy places the organism in Eukaryota, Fungi, Ascomycota, Dothideomycetes, Pleosporales, Leptosphaeriaceae. The record is from RefSeq and is a predicted model, not a curated record.